AUUUUCUCUCUUUCCUUUACUUUACAUUGACUCAACUUACCUUAACAAACCACAUUGAUGUGAAGCUAAGCCUUAGAGCUUCUAAUAAGUAUCCAAACACUAUUAGGCUUUGUUUGGAUUGAUGGAAUCGGAUGGAGCGGAGCGGAAUGAAAUGGAAUAAAAUGAUAUUCCAUUGUUUGGAUAAUUUAAAAACGGAUGGAGCGGAGCGGAAAUGAGUGGUAUGGAUUCCAUUCCAUUCCAUCACUUACCACCAUAUUUCUUCCCCUCCGAUUUGGGCGGAAUGAACAAUUUGUCUUAUUCUGUUCUAAAAUUUCCAAACAAUGGAAUGGUAUCUUCGUUCCGCUCCGUUCCAUCCCACUCCGUUCCGCUCCAUUCCGCUCCGUUCAUUUCGUGAUAUCCAAACAUAGUUCAUUGCUAAGGUCACUUGCAUAUCAAUAAAUAACGAAUACAAUUUCACGCAGCUAAACUCCCUUAUGAAAUAUUUGAUGCAGAAACUGAGGUUUUUUCAGCACAUGGUGUUUCCUUGAAGCUCAACAUUUGUUUAUCGCAGCAACGUAGCAUUAUUAUAAAGAUAGUAUGAGGAAGCAGAACUGAUUUUAUGUGUUUCUAAAACCAAGGCAUAAAUAUUUGUUCAACUCCAAUGCUUCUACUGAUGCACUUUUUCGCCGUCUCUGGAUGCAAGCACCGAUGAAAUAACGGUGCUACAAGUCGUUAUGCAUAAGCUGGGCUCCAAAGUUCUAGUCUUUUCUCACAACCGAUGCAACCCAUUCAACCUUAGGUCAUUUAUCCAUUGUAUACACACUGCCGUUGCUGCUUCGUAUCAAUCUAUCUACCAUUCCAACCAGCUCCUUAAUGGGCUGUCAAAAUCUGGUCGAGUUGACGAUGCACGGAAACUGUUUGACAAAAUGCCUCAAAAGGAUGAAUAUUCUUGGAACACCAUGAUAUCUGGCUAUGUUAACGUGGGAAGACUAGUUGAAGCAAGGGAACUUUUUGAUGGGUUUUCAUGUAGGAGUUCCAUCACAUGGUCCUCUCUUAUAUCCGGGCAUUGUAAAUUCGGGUGUAAAGCUGAGGUUUUUGAUUUGUUUAGGUCAAUGAGGUUGGAGGGUCAUAAACCUUCUCAGUUCACUUUAGGAAGUGUUCUCAGGGUGUGUUCAUCAUUGGGUUUGAUCCAAACGGGGGAAAUGAUUCAUGGGUAUGUUGUAAAGAAUGGAUUUGAAUCUAAUGUGUUUGUUGUUACUGGACUUGUUGACAUGUAUGCGAAAUGCAAGUGUAUUUUAGAAGCUGAGUUUCUUUUCAAGGGGUUGGCAUUUGAUAGGAAAAAUCAUGUCCUGUGGACUGCUAUGGUUACUGGAUAUGCUCAAAAUGGUGAUGGCCGUAAGGCGGUUGAGUUUUUUUGUUACAUGCACACGCAAGGGGUUGAGUGCAAUCAGUAUACCUUUCCUACUAUAUUGACAGCAUGUUCUUCUGUUUCGGCUCUUUGUUUUGGGGAACAGGUGCAUGUUUGCAUUAUAAGAAGUGGUUUUGGAUGCAAUGUUUAUGUUCAAAGUGCAUUGGUUGAUAUGUAUGCGAAAUGUGGAGAUUUAAACAGUGCAAGGACAGUGUUAGAAACUAUGGAAGAUGACGACAUUGUUUCGUGGAACUCCCUGAUUGUUGGGUGUGUAAGACAUGGGUUUGAACAUGAAGCUCUACUCUUGUUCAAAAAUAUGCAUGGAAGAAAUAUGAAGAUUGAUGAUUAUACAUUCCCAUCAAUCCUGAAUUGUUGCGUAGUAGGUAGUAUAGAUCCGAGAUCUGUUCACGAUUUGAUAAUCAAAACUGGAUUUGAGAAUUAUAAACUUGUUAGCAAUGCUCUUGUUGACAUGUAUGCCAAAACUAGGGACAUGAUUUGUGCGUACACAGUGUUCGAAAACAUGUUUGAGAAAGAUGUCAUCUCAUGGACCUCCCUUGUCACUGGUUAUGCACAAAAUGGCUCCCAUGAAGAAUCAUUGAAGAUUUUUUGUGAUAUGAGACUCGCAGGGGUAAAUCCAGACCAAUUUAUUGUUGCAAGUAUUUUGAGUGCAUGUGCAGAACUUACUCUUCUAGAAUUCGGUAAACAAGUGCAUUCAGAUUUCAUUAAAUCAGGCCUUUGGUCAUCACGGUCAGUGGAUAAUUCUCUCGUAGCCAUGUAUGCAAAAUGCGGAUGCCUAGAUGACGCGGAUACCAUUUUUGUUUCAAUGGAAGUUAAAGAUGUAAUUACAUGGACAGCUCUUAUAGUUGGUUAUGCACAAAAUGGUAAGGGAAGAGACUCCUUAAGAUUUUAUGAUGCCAUGGUUUCAAGUGACACAAAACCAGAUUUUAUCACAUUUAUAGGAUUAUUGUUUGCUUGUAGCCAUGCUGGUCUUGUGGAUGAAGGUCGCAGAUACUUUCAACAGAUGAACAAGGUUUAUGGAAUAAAACCUGGUCCUGAACACUAUGCCUGCAUGAUUGACCUUUUCGGACGGUCAGGAAAACUAGAUGAGGCAAAAGAGUUAUUAGAUCAAAUGGAUGUGAAACCAGAUGCAACUGUAUGGAAAUCACUCCUUGCUGCAUGUAGAGUGCAUGGAGACUUAGAGUUGGGAGAAAGGGCAGCUACAAAUCUUUUCGAGCUGGAAGCUAACAAUGCUAUGCCUUAUGUUAUGCUGUCUAACAUGUAUUCUGCUGCUCAUAAAUGGGACGAUGCUGCGAAAAUUCGUAAGCUGAUGAAAUCGAAAGGAAUAGUAAAGGAGCCUGGAUGCAGUUGGUUAGAGAUAAACAGCAGGGUGCAUAACUUCAUUUCUGAUGAUAGAGGACAUCCAAGGGAGACUGAAAUUUAUUCCAAGAUCGACGAAAUUAUGGUAAGAAUUAAGGAAGCCGGUUAUGUACCAGAUAUGAAUUUUUCUUUGCAUGACAUGGAUAAAGAGGGAAAGGAAGUUGGUCUUGCUUAUCACAGUGAGAAACUGGCUGUUGCUUUUGGAUUAUUAGCUGCUCCACCAAGUGCACCAAUCAGGAUAUUUAAGAAUCUUCGAGUUUGCGGAGAUUGUCAUUCUGCUAUGAAAUAUAUAUCAAGAGUUUUCGCUCGCCAUAUAAUCUUGAGGGAUUCAAAUUGUUUUCAUCAUUUUAGAGAAGGAGAAUGUUCUUGUGGGGAUUAUUGGUAGUAAUUUUUUUCUUAAAAACUUCCAUACAAGUAGUGUCCUCUAGUUUCAUGAGGAAUUAAUCCACGUGACAUUUCAAGCUUUUGAGGCUUCUACUAUCAAGCAAUUAAAGUUAAAGUCCACCACACUACCAAUUAUGCCCUUUUCUUAAAAAUAAUUUUCAAAGCUAAAAGGUUAUUUUUGUCAUUUCAUAAUCAACUCAUUUUAUUCACCACACAUUCAACCCAAUUUUGCCACCUAUCUUCCAUUCAUUCUCUCUCCUUCAAAUUUCAUCUUCUUAUAAUAUUACUUUUAUUCUAUC
This is a messenger RNA of Vicia villosa (hairy vetch), 3447 nucleotides long. RefSeq names its product pentatricopeptide repeat-containing protein At2g03880, mitochondrial-like. Bases 714 to 3149 code for a protein of 811 amino acids. The transcript has a single exon. Gene Ontology annotation, molecular function: RNA binding; zinc ion binding; protein binding. NCBI's taxonomy places the organism in Eukaryota, Viridiplantae, Streptophyta, Magnoliopsida, Fabales, Fabaceae. Gene Ontology annotation, biological process: RNA modification. The record is from RefSeq and is a predicted model, not a curated record.